Molecule: messenger RNA, 1296 nt
Organism: Hordeum vulgare subsp. vulgare (domesticated barley)
Lineage: Eukaryota; Viridiplantae; Streptophyta; Magnoliopsida; Poales; Poaceae
Product: peroxidase 70-like
Exons: 2
Coding region: 156-1127 (323 amino acids)
Biological process (GO): hydrogen peroxide catabolic process; response to oxidative stress
Molecular function (GO): peroxidase activity; heme binding
Source: RefSeq, a predicted model, not a curated record
GUAACCACCGUACAGUACAGUACAAAACAGAGGAAUAUCUCUCUUUUGCUAUGCUAGAUCGCGCCCGCACUUGCACCCCAGCUCGUGAGCAGACCAGGCUUGUGAGCAGAGUUUGAACAAACACAAGACUUGUGAGCAGAGCAGGGAGGCUUGCAAUGGCGUCCAUCAAGUUCAUUCCAUGCUCUCUCCUCGCCCUGGUCGUCCUCUUCUCCGCCGCCGACGGGCAGCUCCGCCCGGACUUCUACGCCGCCACCUGCACCAACUUGGCCAGCAUCGUGCGCGGCGCCAUGGUCACGGCCGUCAGCGCCGAGCGGCGGAUGGGCGCGUCCGUGCUGAGGCUCCACUUCCACGACUGCUUCGUGCAGGGGUGCGACGGCUCCGUACUCUUGAAUGACUUGCCGCCCUUCGUCGGCGAGAAGUCGGCCGCCAACAACCUGAACUCGCUCCGUGGUUUCGACGUCAUCGACGGGAUCAAGGCGAGCGUGGAGGCCGCGUGCCCCGGCGUCGUCUCGUGCGCCGACAUCCUCGCGCUCGCCGCAAGGGACGGCACCGUCCUGCUCGGCGGGCCGACGUGGGCGGUGCCGCUCGGCCGGCGGGAUUCCACCAACGCCAGCUUCAACCUGGCGAGCGUGGACCUCCCGGCGCCGUCCGCCAACGUCAGCGACCUCAUUGCGGCGUUCGGUAGGAAGGGCUUCACACCGCGGGAGAUGGCCGCGCUCUCCGGGGCGCACACCGUCGGCUUCGCGCAAUGCCGGAGUUUCCGGGAGCGUCUCUACAAGGAUGGCAGUGUUGACCCCGUGUUCGCCGACAAACUCAAGGCGAACUGCCCCGCCUCGGGGCCCGCCGGCGACAGCUUCUUGGAGCCGUUGGACGUGCUGACGGCGAGCGUGUUCGACAACAAUUACUACCACAACCUCGCCGUCCGGCGUGGUCUGCUACACUCGGACCAGGAAAUGUACAGCGGCACCGGGACGGAAUAUCUGGCUGGAGUGGUGAACCAGUACAGGGGCAGCAGCACUCUAUUCUUCGCGGAAUUCGCAGCUGCCAUGGUAAAGAUGGGCAGCAUCGAUCCUUUGACCGGAGCCGCCGGACAGGUAAGGGCUAAGUGUAGGUUCGUCAAUCACUGAUCAACUGGACUACAAAUCGUUCGUUCCACAUGAACCACUAGUAUCUAUGUAAGCAAUUUGUUGCCAAUGACAACCGGAAGAUGGACGGGCCAUUGUUAAAUCAACUGAUGGUAUUUUGAUGAAAAUAGCGUUAUAUGAUAAUCUAUCAGUGGUUAUCUUGUUUGCACCA